Opisthorchis viverrini is the source of this 216-nucleotide messenger RNA. RefSeq lists its product as hypothetical. The record is from RefSeq and is a predicted model, not a curated record. Bases 1 to 216 code for a protein of 71 amino acids. The transcript has a single exon. Lineage: Eukaryota; Metazoa; Platyhelminthes; Trematoda; Opisthorchiida; Opisthorchiidae.
AUGAGUUAUCAGCAAGGUACGGUCCCGUGUGUUCCACCGACAUUCAACAUUUUUGGGAAACAUGAGGAUGAUCUCAUGUGCUUCCUUCAGGCGAAGCACAUGUGGACUUGCAAUUCUGCCCACGAAUAUGCCGCUAUCGCAAGUCCGAACGCUCGAAUCCCGGCUACAACCGAUGCUUCAUCUGUCUCAAUGAAAACGCAACCGGUAGAUGCUUAA